Molecule: messenger RNA, 939 nt
Organism: Sturnus vulgaris (Common starling)
Lineage: Eukaryota; Metazoa; Chordata; Aves; Passeriformes; Sturnidae
Source: RefSeq, a predicted model, not a curated record
AUGGGCACAACCCUGACUCAACUGAGAAAUCGUCCCAGCUGUAUUUGGAAAAAGUCAGUGUUCUGGGUCAUUGCCCAUGACCGAGCCGGCUGCCGCCGCCGACAGCACUUGGGCCGCUCCCAGCAAAGCCCCGAGGUUCACCCGGUACAGCCCGGGCCGGCCCAGCCGCUUGAAGCCCCGGGCCCGCUCCGCCUCCCGCCCGGCCCCGCCGAGCACUCUCGGGCGCGGCGCCCACCCAGGGCCGAGGGCGGCGGCGGGAAAGCGGCGCGGAGGGAGCGGGGCCCGGAGGGAAGGCGGCACCGGGCCGGCCCCACAGGCCGCGGAGGGCGCGCCGAGCUGAGGCGGCGCCGCGCCGGGAAAGCCACCCCGCCGCCCGCUCUCUGCCAGGCCCGGGCCCGCCGCGCCUCUGCCCAGGCCGCGCCGCCAGCCCCGCUCCCCACCGCCAAGGACAGGGCUGCCCGGCAGGUGCCACCGCAGCCGCGCUCCGGCCGGUCGCGGUUCCCCCGUCCCCGCUCUCACCGUGCACGCCGGGCCCGGGCCCGGCCCCGCUCCCGCCGGCUCCGCGGCCCCGACGCACCGAGCGGGCGGCGCGGCGCGAGCGCGACCCCGCGCGGGCACGUACCCGGGGGCGGGACUUGCGCGCGCGCGCGGCGCCUGGCAACCAGCGGCACGAGCGCACUGCGGCCAAUCGGCGCCCGCCGACGGCGCUGGCCACGCCCUCCUCCGCCCCGCCCCGCCAAGCCGCCCAAUGCGGCCACGCCCCCGGCCCAGAACUCCGCCCCAGAGCCCCGCCCACUCCCCUGGGGCCCGCCGCACGCCCCCGCCUCUUCCCCGCCCCCAGGCCCCGCCUCACUGGCGCAGGACCCGUCCCCGCUGCUCCAGACCCGUCCCCUGUGCGCAGGCCCCACCCACGCCCCUCGCGUGUCCGCCGAGGGGUGA